AUGGCGGCUCCCAUGUCCUGGAGGAGGCUGGUGUACUCCGUGUACUCACCGGCCAUCACCGGGGUUUUUACCCGAAUAUCUGACCGGCUCUUCCGUGUCCGGGACAGAAGAGGAGGCUCCUCCGUGCUGCUGCUGGCUCCCCUGCUGGCCGAAGCUGACCCAGCCCCAUGUCGUGUCGCCAGGCCCACCGGGUCGGCCGGAGCUCAGGGCACAGACGGCCUCUGCUCCCACUUUCGAUGGAUGGCAGAGCAUGUACCUGCCUUUCGGGUGCCGGGCACCCACAUCCACAUCCUCACAUCACCCGACCAGUUCUACCAGGCCAUGAAGGCACGAAUCAAGACCGCAAAGAGGCGAGUGGUGAUGGCCUCGUUGUAUCUGGGAACAGGUCAGCUGGAGCAGGAGCUGGUGGACUGUAUGGAGGAAGCUCUACAACGCUCGCAGGACAACAGUCACUCUCCUGACCUGAAGGUCUCCGUAUUGCUGGACUACACCCGCGGGUCACGAGGGCAGAUUAACUCCAGGACCAUGCUGCUGCCGUUGUUGCAGCGCUUCUCCUCUCAGAUGCGGGUCUCUCUGUACCACACUCCAGACCUGAGGGGGCUGCUGCGGCUGCUGGUCCCUCAGCGCUUCAACGAGACCAUCGGGGUCCAGCACAUCAAAGUCUACCUGUUUGAUGACAGCAUAAUCAUCAGCGGGGCCAACCUCAGCGACUCCUACUUCACCAACAGACAGGACCGCUACGUGCUGCUGGAGAACUGCAGGGAGGUCGCCGACUUCUUCUCCGAGCUGGUGGACGCCGUGGGAGACGUCUCCCUGCAGCUUCAGCCCGACGACUCGGUCACCAUGCUGGAGGGCAUGGUGCACCCGUACAAAGGCAACAGGCAGGACUUCUCGGCAGUGGCGCGGAAGCGGAUCAUGGAGGUCAUGAACACGGCUCACAUGAGGCAACGGCUGCUGAACCGCUCCGAGGACUCUGAGGACGAGGGGAUGAGCGAGGGGGAGGACGACACCUGGGUGUUCCCUCUGGUCCAGAUGAAACCUCUGGGCAUCCAGGUGGACGAGCAGGUCACACAGCGUUUGCUGACAGACGCCGGGCCAGACUCCACUGUGUUUCUAACAUCAGGUUACUUCAACCUGACCCGGGCUUACAUGCGGCUGGUGCUCGGGGCCGGAGCCAGCUACCGCAUCCUCACCGCCUCCCCCGAGGUCAACGGGUUCUUCGGGGCCAAGGGCGUCGCCGGAGCGAUCCCCGCGGCCUACAUCCACAUUGCCAGACAGUUUUACAACCGGGUGUGCCAGCUGGGCCAACAGGAGAGGGUACACCUGCACGAGUACCACAGAGCACAGUGGACCUUCCACGCCAAAGGUCUGUGGUAUUACCUCCAGGGGCAGGAUCGGCCUUGCCUCACUCUAAUUGGUUCCCCUAAUUUCGGUUACCGCUCGGUUCACCGUGACCUGGAGGCCCAAAUCGCCAUAGUAACGGAGAAUGAGGAGCUGCAGAGCCAGCUGCAGGAGGAGCAGGAGAUGUUGUACCAGCGCUCCACUGAGGUGUCCAGCUCCACGUUCGAGCGGCCAGACCGCCACGUCAAGCUGUGGGUGAAACUAGUGACCCCCUUCAUCAAGAAUUUCUUCUGAGACGCCAUCAGGAGGCAGGUGCUGCAGAUUCCCUCGGCCCUGAGGUUGGUGAUGUCUUGGUGGAGGUCGGGCCGCUCCUGCAGACGGCACAGUUGGACACGCUCGGCAUGCUGGGAGUCUGCUUCUUCAGCUUCACCCGAGCUACAACCCUCAUCAGUGAUACACACACACACACACGCACACUAACAGAAGCAGAUAUAUGUGGUGAAUUCAGGAGGUAAAAUGUCUUGAUUUUAAUUCAAGCUCCAGAUCCUGCAUACAAAAUCUUUUACUCCGUUAGAUUGUUUAUAUAUUAAGACUUGGCGUCGUUACACUGUGGAUUUCUGGUUUUGUAUUACUGACUACAAGCAGUUUAAAAAUAUCUACUUCUACUAUUGUACAUACAUCUCUACAGGUACAUGUUGCAUGUAUAAAAAGCAAUAGAGACUUCAUCAGUGAGUGUCCCUGAUGGUUAACAGACGGGUGUGGUGAAGCAUUAUGAUUCCUCAAAGAGCCUUAAUAAUAGUUUUUAAGAGCUCGUCGAGUGUUUACAGCUCUGCCCGCAGCGGUAAUCAAAGUUCAACUGUACAGCGUCUAUGUGUUAUUAUCUUUGUAAAUUAAAGGAUGAUGUGGUGAGUUUUUAAAAACGACUUC
Seriola dumerili (greater amberjack) is the source of this 2268-nucleotide messenger RNA. It is a transcript of the gene pgs1, whose product is annotated as phosphatidylglycerophosphate synthase 1. Gene Ontology annotation, biological process: cardiolipin biosynthetic process. The record is from RefSeq and is a predicted model, not a curated record. Gene Ontology annotation, cellular component: mitochondrion. Gene Ontology annotation, molecular function: CDP-diacylglycerol-glycerol-3-phosphate 3-phosphatidyltransferase activity. The coding region runs from base 1 to 1635 and encodes 544 amino acids. The transcript is spliced from 11 exons. NCBI's taxonomy places the organism in Eukaryota, Metazoa, Chordata, Actinopteri, Carangiformes, Carangidae.